Geosmithia morbida is the source of this 1272-nucleotide messenger RNA. Its product is annotated as LAS seventeen-binding protein 5. The transcript has 5 exons. The annotation marks the transcript as partial. The record is from RefSeq and is a predicted model, not a curated record. Gene Ontology annotation, biological process: actin cortical patch localization; actin filament organization; endocytosis. NCBI's taxonomy places the organism in Eukaryota, Fungi, Ascomycota, Sordariomycetes, Hypocreales, Bionectriaceae. Gene Ontology annotation, cellular component: actin cortical patch. Gene Ontology annotation, molecular function: phosphatidylinositol binding; ubiquitin binding.
AUGUUUCAAAGUAAGAAGCCAUACUCGGCCGUUACGGUCAGGAUCGAGAACCUCACGGGCGAGAGAUACGAGGAAGAUGACAUGAGCGGCAUCCCCGAACUGGUGGAGGCGAUUCAGCUCCAGGCCACGGGGCCUGGGGAGGCGGCGCGCGCAAUCCGGAAGAAGCUCAAAUACGGCAGCGUGCACCGGCAGAUCCGCGCGCUCGUCAUCCUCGACGGGCUUAUCCAGAAUGCGGGGCCGAAAUUCCACAGGGCGUUUGCCGACGAGCCGCUGCUCGAGCGCCUCCGCGUGUGCGGGACGUCAAACCUCUCGGACCCGGACGUCAGGAAUAAGUGUAGGGAGCUUUUCCGGCAGUGGUCGCAGUAUGCCAAUACGCCGGGCCUGCAGCAGAUUGCCAAGUUGCACAAGGAGCUACCCAAGAGGAAAGCUGCAGUGACCCAGGAGAGAUCCAAGGUUAUUCGGGAGACGGAGGAGAACCCGUUUGGCGAUGAUGAGGAGGAGGAGGCCCGGAUGGCGGCCGAGCAGAGAGCUGCUGCUGCUGCUGCUGCUGCUGCCGGCGGGUCCAGCUCUUCGACUGCGUCGGCACCGACAGCGAAGCAGACGCAUCAGCACUCCAAGUCGAGCUCAUUCUUCGGUUCGUCCAAGGAUAAGAAGAACAAGAGCAGAUCCAAGAGGAAGCCGUUCAACCUCGAGGCCGAGAAACCACAGAUGAAGUCGGUCAUUGCCGACUCGGCCAUCUCAUCAACAAACCUGAUGAACUCUCUCCAGACUAUCAACAGGGAGACGGAGCGCAUCUCUGAUAACGCCAAGGCAGUGGAGCAGUUUGAGACUUGCAAGCAGUUGCGACGAAGAGCUCUACGUUACAUACACAACGUCGAGGACGAGCAGUUCCUCGGAAGUCUGCUCAACGCUAACGAUAUGCUCGUCCACGCUCUCAUGUCAUACGAGCAGAUGGAUCGGUCUAUUGACGCCGACAGCGACUCUGACGAUGAGCUUGCCGAACAGGCCCAUCUAUACCGAAUGAUGGAAAACAAGGGCAAGGAAUCCGACGACGGAGCCCAGCCCGCGGACCUGGGUGGUCUCAACCUGGACUCGAGCCGAAGCGCUGCCCCUCCUCGACCGGAUGCGUCGUCGAAGCCGGCUCCUCCCAGACCGCCCAGACCGGCACCGGCUUCGACCUCUGCCCUAGAGUCCGAGUCGGAGGAGGACGACGACGAUCCGUUCGGAGACAAGAAUAUUGCGGAGACGCCGGCGUUCGAGAAGGAGCCUAGG